AUGUCAAAACGUCGCGCAGUUUCGAGCCACAACGUCAAUUCCAAGCGGCAGAAGACAGGCAAGGAGGUUGUGGCCUUGCUGGAGAGAGAGAAAGCAGAGCAGCAACAGAAGGAUUUGAAUUACAUCCUCGAAACAUUGAAGGGCGAUCCGGACCGGAUUCCUGCAGUGUUGAGCGUUCUGCGUCUGGACACUCCUGCGGGCUUUGAUGCUUCCACCCACAUCCCUCCCGACUACAUCAAGCGCUCCUUCACUCGGUUGCCGAACAAGUUUCUCACAGAGUUCUACGAACAUCUGGGGGCAUUUGGAGGUGCUGAGCUCAAGAGAAUGAUAAAGGCCAACAACAAGUGCCUGGUGCAGAUUCUGCAGCGGCUUUGCAUCAUUCCCCCAACGAUGACGAUCUGGACCAACGAGAAAAGCAUCCUGGUGAAGUGCUUCGAGGGUCGCAUGAACAGUCUGCAGCUCACACCGUCUGUCAUCCAUGUUCAGGAUGACGACACGAUUGAUUGGACGAGCAGUGGUAUUUUUCAGCUGCUGCCCGUCUAUGACAAGUCUGGUGCUGUAGAGGAGUCGGACCACAUUUACAAGGAAAUCAAAUGCGGCUCAGUGGUUGCGAGUUUGAAGACAUUUUUGAUCGUGACGGCUGCUUGGACCAUCAGCAUGAACUGGUCGCUAGUGGAGGCCACACUGGUGUGCCCUCAAGAUGCCAACGUGGCGCCCAAGUGCACCAGCUUCUUUCAGCAAGGGAUGGUUGCAGACCUCAUGGAAAAGAACAGUGGUGGACUGCCUCUGGCCAUGUCCAGCUCGGCAAAACAGCAGCUUUCGAUCGAGGAUGGCAGCCCAGAGGCGAAGGAUCCGGAUGGCCAUAAGACUGCAGAUGGAAAGGCAACGGGUGUUUGCGUGACACCCACCAAGAGCACAAGCAUCGAUGUUGGCACGUCAGGGUCCCCGUCCAGCACAACGGCCGGUGAGUCGAUUACAGCGUCUCCGCCGCCGGUUCUGCCGUCAAAGGCUGCAGCUGCUCGCAAGCGCCUGUUGGGCAAGCAGUGA
This is a messenger RNA of Symbiodinium sp. CCMP2592, 1047 nucleotides long. Lineage: Eukaryota; Dinophyceae; Suessiales; Symbiodiniaceae. The record is from the annotation of a GenBank genome assembly.